Messenger RNA from Photinus pyralis (common eastern firefly), 1000 nucleotides. RefSeq names its product extensin-1-like. The transcript is spliced from 2 exons. Lineage: Eukaryota; Metazoa; Arthropoda; Insecta; Coleoptera; Lampyridae. The record is from RefSeq and is a predicted model, not a curated record. Bases 533 to 1000 code for a protein of 155 amino acids.
CAGCAACGGAAAAUCCAAAAGAUCAUUUUGACCUGGUAGAUCCAGAAGGUUGAAGAUUCUGUUAAUAUUUGAAUUGUUCGGGUGGAACGAACUAGAAAAUCUAGAAGCCGUCAAAGAUUCAGAAGUUCAUAAAAUGUAAAAGGUCCAGGUGGUCCAGAAGAACAGAAACAAAAAACCGUAAAGAUACCGGAGAUUUUGAGAGUCUUUAAAACGUUAAUUUAACCUGAGGGAUGCCUGUCAAAGGAGUUUGGCCUACUACUUAACCUUCAGCUAACCGUAACGUUUUCCUUCAGGCCUUCCUAAAAGCGAUUUAUGAAUGAAUUUGGAUAGCGUUUUCUGUGAAAAUGUUUACAUUAACCCGUGUCAUUAUUGCAUCACCUACGGCGUUAACUUUCCGUAAAACUUACAUAAGCCUUCAUUCACAUCGUACCAGCCGUAACAAUUAGUGCAAAGUUCACUUUCAAUUAUUCCGAGGUAUAUAAGUCAACGACACUCAAAGUGUCAUCAGUUUGGAGACAUCAGCAACAUCAAGAUGUUUAAGGUUCUAGCUCUUUUCGCCCUUAUCGCCGCAGUAAGCGCUGGUUACUUAGAACACGCCGGUUUAGAAAUUGCCGCACCGGCCCCUGCCGUUUUCCACGCUCCGGCUCCUGCCGUUUACCACGCUCCGACACCAGUUGCCUACAAGAGCAUCGUCACGCCAGCCGUGACCAAGACCGACUUCCUUCCAGGCUCCUACUCGUCAUCCUACAGGAGCGACGUCAUCACUCCACGCGUCCAAUACACCGAAACGCCCGGAUACAGUUACUCGGUUCCGCAACCGCCCGCGAUCGCCUACGCCCCGACCGUAACCAAGGUUGCCCACUAUGAACCGGUUGCGCCCAUCAUCCCCGCCCUUCCGGUCGUGGAAAAGUACGCGCACGUCGCUCCAGCUCCACUUCCUUUAGCCCACGGUGAACUGUUGGGACAUGGAUAUUCACACGGAUACAAAGGAUAUUACUAG